Molecule: messenger RNA, 1615 nt
Organism: Micropterus dolomieu (smallmouth bass)
Lineage: Eukaryota; Metazoa; Chordata; Actinopteri; Centrarchiformes; Centrarchidae
Gene: hce2l2
Product: hatching enzyme 1.2
Exons: 10
Coding region: 666-1511 (281 amino acids)
Biological process (GO): proteolysis
Molecular function (GO): metalloendopeptidase activity; zinc ion binding
Source: RefSeq, a predicted model, not a curated record
UGCAAGUUAACGAGAGGGGGCAUUAAACUUAACUUUAACGCUAUUCACACUCCUGCACUCAUGUCCAACAUUGUUAUUUUCGUUGAUAAGUUUCGCGUUAACGUUACUUCUAGCUGUAACGUUAACGUAAAUAAGUUAACCACCGAUAUCAACCCUUGCACAUUUAGCUAACGUUAGCUAGCUUAAGUAACAGUUAUCGUUGCAAGUUAACAUCAACCUACCGUAGAGUUGUCGUGUUGUGUUACAAAUGUUUGGCCGUAAAAUGCGCUCAUGAUAUCUUGUUUUACUUAAAUUAUAUGACAGGAUUUGUUGAGCUGUCGUGGUGGAGGUUGAACUCGUGUACGAAUGACAUGCUGUCGUCGCUUUAUAAGGACAACUUCCGGAGAUUAUGUCAGAGCCCGGAUAGCUCAGUCGGUAGAGCAUCAGACUUUUAAUCUGAGGGUCCAGGGUUCAAGUCCCUGUUCGGGCGGUAAUGUUUUUUGUCUUUUCGCAACACAUUGAGGGUGAGAAUGUGGUAUUAACGCAUGGGCCUUGCAAGAGUUACAUAUCAUGUGAAAUUAGCAUAGAAACAUAGCGUGUUAACUGUUGGUGAGCUUAGCUUCAGUUAAAAGAAAACAGCACUCCUGGUAAAAUGGCAACAGUGAAGACAUAUCUGACUGGCAGAGAUGGAGCAGAUUAUCCUCUUGUGCGCGGUUUCGACCUGUCUCUCAGCCGUACAGGCACAGAAAUUUUUGUUCAGCCCAAAUUGGGGCCCCAUUGGCUAUGAAGAACGUGAAGAGCAUGGUGGUACGACAGCAAUGGAUGAAAUCAUUAAAACUAAUGAGUUCCAAGCUUCCCGAAUCAUAGACGGCACUACCAGUCUCAGGGAAGGAGACAUUGCUGUUUCGUCUGGAAGACGCUCUAAAGUCUGCUUCGCUCGUAGCUGCCUCUGGUCUAAGUCAGUGGAUGGACACGUCUAUAUUGCAUAUACACUCUCGCCUGAGUACUCUGAAAUGGAGACGAAGAUGAUAAAGAAAGGGAUGGAAAACAUAGAGAAAGGUACCUGUGUGCGGUUUGUUCCUCGGACUCACCAGCGAGACUACAUCGAUAUCCAGCCAAAGUCUGGGUGUUGGUCCUACCUUGGUGCGCGUGGUGGAAGACAGACCGUGUCUCUGCAGAGCCCUGACUGCCUCCGGACUGGAGUGAUUUCCCAUGAAUUCAUGCAUGCCCUGGGCUUUGUGCAUGAGCAGUCCCGCUUUGACCGGGACAAAUAUGUCACUAUCAUGUGGCCAAACAUUUGGAGGGAUCGGUUGAGGAACUUUGAGAAAUUCAAGACUGACAACCUGGACCUGCCAUACGACUAUGGCUCAAUCAUGCACUUUGGCAUGUAUGCCUACUCUCAGGAUGGUGAGCCAACCAUCAUUCCUAAGAUAGGUAACAGCAAGGACAUAAAGCUGGGCCAGGGAUCGAGUCUCAGCCACAUUGACCAGCUGAAAAUCAACAGACUUUAUAAAUGUGGCAAGGAUGAUUAGUAAACAAACAGAAUUGAGGUGAACCCGGAAUGUACUGAAAGCUCAUAUAAUAAUCUGAUGUUAAAUCAUGGAUACAGUUACAAUAAAGAUUAAUUCAAGCUUUC